GCCGAGCCGUGUUGUUCCUGAGCGCGCGAGCGCGUGUCUGCGGAGCAGCGGCUGGCGGCGUGAGUGUAUGUACUGUGUGGCCCGGCUGUCGGCUGCUCCAGUCACUUCUAGCAGCAUUCCCUCGUACGCCUUGACGAUUGAGAAUCUUUUUUUUCUCUCCACUGUUGUUGUGUGUGUACAAGAGAGUGGGAGGAGGUGGAAUCGAUCGCGGAAUAAUCUUCGUUCAAGGAUUUGGAUGAAAACCUUGCAGACGAACUGUGCAGAGCAGACGUGCCGGCUGCACACGACUCUACUGGUCGCAACCAUUAAAAAUCAGCCUUACGGUUCGGAUUAACUCGACAGGCGGUUGUGACAGAGAUUGGUGGAUUAAGAAACUGGGAUGCUGGAUUUGUUAUCUCGGAUUACGAAAGUGGUUCUCGCCUGAAAAGCAUUAUCUUGUCCGUGAGGUGAGGAGUACAUCAGGUCAUCAGCUGGUGCGUGUCUACCGUGUUUGUGACCUUCUGCGGACAGAGUGUGACAUCACACGGUCAUUCAAACAUGUCGUCAUCCCCUCGAUAUUCUUCGCGUCUGCUGGGCACGGUUUCCACUGGGGGUGCAUUAUCGGAGAGAUCGGAGAGAUCACAGAGCACAGAAAAAGUCGCGAGUGGCGAGGAUGAAGAUGAAUACAUUGGAUUUGCCACCUUACCAGACCAGGUGCACAGAAAAGCUGUGCGUCGUGGUUUUGACUUCACACUCAUGGUGGUUGGAGAAUCUGGGCUUGGGAAAUCAACCCUCAUUAACAGUCUUUUCUUGACAGAACUGUAUAAAGAUCGGAAAAUACCUUCUGUAGAAGAACUAGUUCACAGAACUGUGGCUAUUGAAAAGAAGCAGUUGGAGAUUGAGGAGAAAGGUGUAAGAGUCAAGUUGACCAUUGUUGACACUCCAGGUUUCAAUGAUGCUGUCAAUGCAGAGGAAAGUUGGAAGUCAGUGGUGGAUUAUGUAGACCAGCAAUUUCAACAGUACUAUCAAGAUGAGACUGGAUUAAAUCGCCGAAACAUUGUCGACAACCGUGUUCAUUGCUGUCUUUACUUCAUUUCUCCAUAUGGCCAUGGAUUAAAGCCAGCUGAUAUUACCAUGAUGAAGAAAUUGCACCAUAAAGUUAAUAUUGUCCCGCUGAUUGCAAAAGCUGAUAUGCUUACCAAAGUGGAAGUGAAACGUUUGAAGCAAAGAGUUAUAGAUGAGAUUGACAACAAUGACAUUCACAUCUAUGAGUUUCCAGACUGUGACAGCGAUGAAGAUGAUGACUUCAAGCAGCAAGAUAAAGAACUAAAGGCUGCUGUUCCAUUUGCUGUUGUGGGUUGUAAUACAGUGGUGGAGGCUGGCGGCAAAAAAAUAAGAGGCCGUGCAUACCCAUGGGGCAUUGUAGAGAUUGAUAACCCAAAUCACUGUGACUUUGUGAGGUUACGCCAAAUGUUGAUCAGCACACACAUGCAAGAUCUGAAAGAUGUGACAGCAGAUGUUCAUUAUGAGAACUUCCGUGCUCAACAUAUCUUUGAAUCAAUGGCUGGCCAGCAGAAGGAGAGAAGCAAGCUGAAAAGAGAUUCUAAGCCCAACUUUGAUACAAUAGUAGAUACAGACAGACUGCUGGAACAGAAGGAUGCUGAGAUUCAGCGUAUGCAGGCAAUGUUGGCAAAGAUGCAGGAGCAACUAGGCAAGCAGGCAGCACAAGUGAAUGGCAAUGUCUGAGUUUUUCUUUGGAAGACUGCAUCUUAGGUUUUCUUUCUAGUUAUUUGUAUGUCAUCUUUUGGAAAACUUCAGGGGACACAAUCACUUUAAAAAAGGGCUGAAAACUGAAGGGCCUACAGAGUACACGGCAAGAAAAACUUUUGUAGACAUCUUUAGAUUUGGAACUCUUGUUAUGUUGCAAUUUCAUUUAGAGAAAUGCCAUAGUCUGAGAUGAUUGAGAUGUCUAAAGCAUGUAGCUGAUUCUGACAAAAUUUUAUAUAUAUGCUGCUGGUUUCUUCGUAUGUCAACUAUUAGUCGAAAUCUUGUGUCUUCAAAUUAUGUCUGAUGCUCCAGAAAAUAGGCCCUGGCUUUGUAAAACAAUUAUCUUCACAUUGAGCAAAUUUUUCUUAUAACUAUAUUAAAGAUAGAUACUUUCAUCAUAUCUGAAUGUAUUAUGUUGCAAUUCUUUUAAACUGUGAAAUGUAGUUCAAGUUCAAGAUAGCAAUGCUCUUAACAGCAACAAAGCUUGCAGAUGAUUAAUAUUAUAGGACUUUAAUGAACAUUUCCUUAUACCUUUGAGAUGUGUUGAAAUAUUUUUGUAGGUGUGCAUGCUUGUAUCUUUAUCUGUGUGUGUGUGUGUGUGAAAGAGCGAGCUUGUGCGAAAGGUAUAUGUGCUGUUAACGUUAAAUGAUAUAGCUGGGCAAAAAAAACAAAACAAAAAAAAACAAAAAACAAAAACAAGAAUAUAUCAUAAUGGUUUUAAGAACAACAAAGUAGUUUUGAGGUGUAGAUCUUUCAAUAUCACAUUUGGAUUGACUCAUUUCUAAUUAAUUAUUUUUGAGGUGUUAACUCAGUUAAUUGAAUGAGCAGUUAAACAGUAUUAUGCAAAUUCUCAACCUUAAACUUAAGCCAAAAAGUUGCUUUUUUCAUGGUCUGCUGAUAAAAUAAUUUUGUUAACAUUCAGUCUGUGCCUGACAACACCUGACUGGAUUUUUGAAGUCAUAAUUUUGGGUUGUUUGAUCUUUGUUAACAUAGGUCUUUUUGAGUGCUCUUGUUUUAAAUUAAAAUUGAAAAAUAUGUCCAAUAUCUAAUUUUUGUUAUUUGAAAACCCCAACAAAUGAAGACUGUUGAAGAAAAAACUUCACAGACUAAUUUCUUUUUCUACCGUAAUAUUUAAAGGGAAGGCUGAUGACUUACUCUGCUUUUAAAUGGUAAAAGAUACACCCUCAAACCCAUUCCCUUUCCAACUCCCCCUUAUGCCCCACUCCCUAAAGAUGGCUGAUUUGGGUUUUAAUUUUUCAUAGCAAAUUAAUAGGAACCAUAUGCUCCAGAAAAACUUUAUAAAUUGGAUUUAUAUGUCAGAAUGAUUUAAACAUAAAGUUAUGUCUUUUUCACUUUGCAUCAGAUGCUGUUUUUGUGACUUGAACACAUAUUUGAAAGAAUGUUUGAGAGGCAUGCGGAUGAUUGUUAGAGCACACGCACUUCAAAAUGAAUUGCUGUGUCAUCAUGUUGACUUAAUUUGUAUGUACAGAAAUAUCAAACCACUACCAAACAGCAGAACCAUCAAUGUACAGUGUAAUUGCAUGAGAGCUUCUCAUUAAAAUUUCUGUUCUUUCAAAGUUAGAAUCAUAAUUUGAAAUUAACAAGUGAUAACAGACCAAUGUGCCAUUUAUGAUUUUAUGUUUUAUGCAAGAUUUCUUUUUAAAACUUAUUACUAUGUUUCUUUUGCACAUACUGGCAAGAAUGUAUAACAAUUAUAAGGCUACAUGAUGUGUAUUGCAUACAUCCAGACCAGAUACGCAGUUCUAAAUAUUUUGAAUGAACCAGAUACACUUUUUGUGUUUAUGACUUCUUACUUUAGUUUUCAGUUGCUCAUGCUCUAAAAAGGGAUGGCACACAUUCCACUUUCAGUGUUAGUAGUAGCAUGCUAGGGGACUACUCUUUUUGUCUUGCCUGAUUUGUUCUUUGACUGGACCUCAUGUUUGUGUUUCGGAUUAAUCCUGCCUGGAUGUCUGGAUGCGAUUCCUCAUUCCAUCUUGGUGGUUUUUACUUUCUUUUGACUGAGAGACACCUUUGUCAACACAGGUCUGCAGGCUUCGUUUUGGCUGUUGAUCUGUGGUUUUGAUGUUUGAUAUGGCUGCUGCAACAUGCCAUAUAAAUCCUACAGAAUUCUGUGGAAUUUGUAUGGAAUACAUAUUUUCUAGGGAUGUAGUGUCUGCUUUAGGUAUUGGGACUACAAAUUAUGUUCUUUGCACACUUUUCUUCUUUUGGUUUGGAGUAAGUAGUAUGUCACUGAUUUAUGGCACACAGAUCUGAACUAUUUAACCUUGAAAUAGGAAAAAAUACCAGGCUGAGGCCAUCUUUUUUCCUUUCACUCCACACAACUAUGAUAAUUUUCGGAUUUAAUGUCUUUUUUGUCAUUUUCUUUGGGGACAUGCAUUGAGCUUGGUACUCAAUAAGACGAUACACUUUGUAAUCGCUUUUUAUUAUUAUUACUACUUAGCAGUUGUAGUGCCAGAAAGAGAGGUGGUAUGCUAUAGCUUCUUCAUUUAUCAGAAGAUGUCCAUGCUACUGUUUUUCAAACAUGUUCUUCACAGCAGUGGUACCUACCAACCAUUUUUCACCUAACUUGUGGAUCACUGCUGUGGUGUUAAAUCAUCUAUGGAUGUACCCUUCAGGUACCCUUCUUUUUUCUGAAAGCUUUUUAAUAACAGCAAAAACAUUCUGCUGUCAAUGCCUGCUACAUAAAGAUUGUGUAUCAAUGUUGUAAGAACAGUAGUAAACAGGUAAAAUUUCCAGCAGCUAAAUGAGAUUUUUGUAGUAAUUUGGUUCUUUAGACAUCUUAAAUGUAUCCCUAAAAGGAGUCUGUUUUCUAAUAUCUCUGUCUUCCAUGAAAUAUCUUACAAAUGCCUGAUAAAUGAUAUUGCAAGUUAAAGGCUGAACUUCUACUAUAGGUAGGAACGAUUGGUUGACCUGGGGUGGAGGGGUGAGGGUACUUGUUGGGACCAGAUGGAACCAAUUAGCAAAGCAUGACCACUACGGCAGCUGACACAAGGUGUGCUUCUCACCUCCUUUUCCUGAGUUGAAAUAUUAGAAGUUUGGCCUUUAAACUACACAUUCUUAACAUUUCCUUUAAACUUCCUGAAAAAUCCAGCAAUAUAUUCAAGACUCCUUUUAUCAAGAUCUGCCCUCUUAUACAUUCUAAAACUAGGCCUACAUGCAAUUUGCCACAGUCAAUUUUAUUGGCCCUAUGGGUUUCAUCUCUUUCCAAAUGUGUGUAUUUUAUAUAACGUUUGCAACAAAAACAUCAUGUACAUUUUUGUCAAGCCAUGCAGCCAAUAUUAUUAAUCUCAACUGUUAAAACAUAACUUAUUUAUGUGAAUAUUAUCAUCAUACAAGCAUGAUUUAUUUAACACUUUCUUACUGAGGGAUUUACUGAAUGCUUCUGCAUUAACAAAGAUCCCAUCAAUAGUUCAUAGUCAGAGAAGCAGCAAAUAAAAAUCUUAAUUCUUCAAAGAACACCCACAACUGUAGAGAGGGACAGCUAAAUAAAUAACAAGAUUGAUAAUAUUAAAAAUGUUCUGUUGCUAGUUCACAGAACAUUUUACGAACUGUUUUGACAUUUGUGAAGGUAUGAAGUGUAGAUAUCCAUGUGAACUUUUGCAGCACUUGUGUAUUCAGAUAACAAUUAGUUUGAUUUCGUCAUAAUAUAUGUAUGAAUGUGUACUUUAGGAUCUUUGGAGUUUUCCUCAUAAUUUGCAUAUUGAAAAUUUGAACAAUCUCAGAAGGGAGUCUUGAUCUAUGUGCAAUAUUCCUACACACAGGACAUACUUCAACCAGUUUUGAUUAAAUGCAUUGUUAACACUAUAAUUUGUGUAUCUCUUUAGUACUAUUAAGAUUUCUAAAAUAAAAGUUUUUUGAGAGUAUUUCACAAGUUAUGUUGUUUUUGUCAUCGUGGGGCAAUGUUCUUUACUGUGGUACAAAUAUUUUAGUGUAUUUCAUUUGUAAUAGUUCUUUUUUUUUUAAUUUGAAAACACUUGAAUUAUGCAAACUAAUUUAACCUUCUCAGAUGUUCACUCACUGCUUUAUAAAUUAAUUUGAUCAUAGGUGUCUGCAGCAAAUAGUUGCAUACCUGUUGAGUGAUGUCCCUUCACCUUACUGGCUGAAGGGGACUUGUUCUCUGUUUUCUUUCAUAGUGCCUUCGGGUUUUCUUGGUGUUUGGUAUCUACUGACUACUGUUAAUCUGUGCUUUUGUUGCCUUUUAGCUGCGACUGUUUCCUGAGCCUGUGGCCCAUUUUUGUCUUCAUCAUCUAACGGUCUCAAAUGCUGUCUACAUCAUCUCAGCUCCUGGAUUUUCAUUUGCUGAUUUAAAUCAUCACUACCCUGCAGGCCUUUAAUACUUUCUGCUCUACCUAUGGUCCAUUUUCCUUGUAACAUUCUCCCUGCUUUAGAUUCUGGAUGUAUGCAAGUCAACAAGCAUGAACUGGAUUCUCUGAUCUCAUCUACAAUCCUGCCUUCUGCUUCAUCUAUUUUCUUCACUGCCACUGUUCGUGUGACCUCUUGACAAGUCAUAUGUAUGCCAACAAUGAACAACUUUAUGUUACUGGUGCCAUUACCACUAUUCCACUACAACUACCAGCCACAGCUGGAAGUAUAACUGAGCUUUAGUGACUGCAUCUAUGUCAACGGCAUUCACCUUGAAAACAAUGAACUCUUUGUUUUGAGACCAUUAAUCUUAUGUCUGUGUAUUUAUAUUUUAAGCUCCUUGAGUCCAGCUUAUGCUGGAAAAAGGCACUAUACAAAUGUGCUAUUUAUUAGUUGUCAGGAAAGUUAACAUCCAAAAUUGCUUUUUUUUUUUCAAGUGUUUGCUAGUGGGAGAUUUUAGUUAUUAAUGAAAGAUUUCCGACUUGAAGAAAAUUACCAUUUUUAACUUCAGAAGUACAGCAAGUACAAAUGUAUGUGAUGAACAGAGGUACCUCGUGUUACAAAUAUUUACGCUAAUAUUAAAACAAAUUUGUGUAGAAUCAUGAAACGUAAAGUUUAUUUCUAAGAGGAACAGAAAAGUAUUCUUUUUAUAGCUUUGCUACUUAGUUUCUUCCACUAGUUUUUAAUCCUUUAAAAGAUUUAUUGAGGGAAAAAAAUUUGGUUUAGAGGCAUCUGCUUAGCUCAGAUAUUUAAAAAAAAAAUGCUGCUUUGGAGAUGUGACUUUUUAUGAAUCGGAACUGUUUGUCACAGCUAUUUUCACAGUAUGUAUCCCCAUCAGGUAAUGGGAGUGUUUUACAUGCCUAUAACCACUCAUGGCUGUGUGGUGUGUUAAUAAGUGUAAUUUUAUAAAUGCAGAUGGGGAAAACACUUCUUGAAGUGUUUCAUUUCAUUUUUUUUUUCAUUACUCUCAGCUGUGUUCAUAUUUCAGAUGUGUAAAUUAUACCAUGCAAAAAUAAAUUUUAUUUUACUUGUA
Molecule: messenger RNA, 7162 nt
Organism: Pomacea canaliculata
Lineage: Eukaryota; Metazoa; Mollusca; Gastropoda; Architaenioglossa; Ampullariidae
Product: septin-2-like
Exons: 13
Coding region: 538-1725 (395 amino acids)
Biological process (GO): regulation of exocytosis; cytoskeleton-dependent cytokinesis
Cellular component (GO): microtubule cytoskeleton; septin ring; cell division site
Molecular function (GO): GTPase activity; GTP binding; molecular adaptor activity
Source: RefSeq, a predicted model, not a curated record